Platichthys flesus (European flounder) is the source of this 1993-nucleotide messenger RNA. RefSeq names its product very-long-chain (3R)-3-hydroxyacyl-CoA dehydratase-like. Gene Ontology annotation, molecular function: 3-hydroxyacyl-CoA dehydratase activity. The coding region runs from base 171 to 1256 and encodes 361 amino acids. NCBI's taxonomy places the organism in Eukaryota, Metazoa, Chordata, Actinopteri, Pleuronectiformes, Pleuronectidae. The record is from RefSeq and is a predicted model, not a curated record. Gene Ontology annotation, cellular component: endoplasmic reticulum membrane. The transcript is spliced from 11 exons. Gene Ontology annotation, biological process: fatty acid elongation; sphingolipid biosynthetic process; very long-chain fatty acid biosynthetic process.
GGGGAUCUUAUUCUGAAGUCCGUGAGCAACAUCCACCCGGAAAUCCGCUUUAUCAUCCGUGAGUGGAGCGGCUGGUUGUUGUCUGUGUGACCGACCGAUGAGCACCUCUCCCGGACACUCGUAGCAGACAUCUCCCGGUGCUGUGUCAUGUUUGUAUCCGACCCGUGACGAUGCAGAUCCUGACCCCUCAUGUGUACUGGGCUCAGCGGCACGGAGACAUCUUCCUCCGGGUGGAGCUGAGCGACGCUAAGAACCUUGACAUCAGCCUGCAAGAAAACAACACACUUCAGUUCAGAGCACAGGGCCGCGGAGCUAAAGGAGACAAUGACUACGAGUUCAGUUUGGAGUUCCUGGAACCGGUCAGAGCCGAGAUCAACCACAGGUCCACCCAGCGCCUGGUGGACAUCAAGAUCAAGAAGCAGGAGGAGCGCUGGUGGGACCGGCUGACGCUGCAGGAGAAGAGGCCGGUGUUCCUGGCUCCGGACUUCGACCGCUGGCUGGACGAGUCCGACGCCGAGAUGGAGCUGCAGGCGAAGGAGGAGGAGAAGAUAAACAAGAUCAGUGUGGAGUCGAGAGUUCGUAAAGAUCCGUACCUGGGUCUGAAGAGAGGCUACUUGUUCAUGUACAACCUGGUGCAGUUCCUGGGAUUCUCCUGGAUCUUCGUCAGCAUGACCGUUCGCCUCUUCAUCCUCGGUCAAGAUUCCUUCUACGACACGUUCCACAACAUGGCCGACAUGAUGUACUUCUGUCAAAUGAUGGCCGCCCUCGAGGUCAUUAACCCCUUGUUGGGCUUGGUGAAGUCGGCGUUCCUUCCUGCUAUGAUUCAGGUGGCCGGGAGGAACGUGAUCCUGUUCGUGGUCUUCGGCUCCCUGGAGGAGAUGCAGAACAAGCCUGUGGUGUUCUUCGUCUUCUACCUGUGGAGCACCAUCGAGAUCUUCAGGUACCCGUUCUACAUGCUGGGAUGCAUCGGCACUGACUGGAAGUUGUUAACGUGGCUGAGGUACAGCCUCUGGAUCCCUCUGUACCCGCUGGGCGUCCUGGCUGAAGCGGUGGCUGUGAUCCAGUCCCUGCCCAUCUUUGACGAGACCCGUCUGUUCAGCGUCUCGCUCCCGGCCGUGCUGGGGGGGUCGUUGAGCUUCUCCUACACUCUGCAGCUCUACCUGGUCUUCAUGUUCCUGGGACUCUUCAUCAACUUCCGUCACCUGUACAAGCAGCGGAGGCGGCGCUACCGCUCGAGGAAACGGAAAGUCCACUGACCCGUCGCUCCACUCUGAACUGACGUCCACCUGAAGAUGAACCAGCUGUUUUCCUGUUUUCUGCCUUUUCUCAUCUUCCUGCUCACACACUAUAACAACCUGGGUGGGGGGGUGAACUGUGAAUCCUGCUGUGAGUUUAACUUAUCCUCAUGUUCUUAUAUCUUUUCUCCUUUCUCACAUUUCACAAAGAAAAUCCGCAAUGAAGGAAUAUUAGAAUCAUGUUUAUCAUUUAAAACAGUCUCUGAUCUAGAAAAAACAUUUAGGAACAUUCCAACGUACCACAUGGUUUUAGUUUACAUCGUGACAUCGGGAAUCGUGUCCUUGUUUGUUCAGAUAUAUUUCUAAAAGAUUUCAAUGAUGAUUCAUCACUUUUACCAAUGACACAAUUUUAGAUUUAUAGAUUCCUGCAGGAACCAACAGCAGUGUCCAGAGCGAUUUGUGUUGAAUUCAAAAUCCAGUUCCUAUGAUUCAUCAGCACUGAGGAUGUUAAUGAGCCGUUUCCUUUGUUUAACCAACGUCUGUUUGAAACCUGAGUGGCAUGAUUUUCCUUUUUAUUUAUUUCUAUGUUUGUCGGUUGUGUAAUUUUCCAUCUGUUCACUGUAUUUGUUUAUUUAUCUCUGUGAACUCAGUUUAUGUCUCAUAAAGGUUCCUGUUGGAGGACGUGAGGACUGUGCCUGAUUUUAAGUCACAAUCAUUGUUUCAUGACCAAAUGAAUAAACUUCAGAAUUCUUAUAUCA